Molecule: messenger RNA, 1810 nt
Organism: Corapipo altera (White-ruffed manakin)
Lineage: Eukaryota; Metazoa; Chordata; Aves; Passeriformes; Pipridae
Product: U4/U6.U5 tri-snRNP-associated protein 2
Exons: 12
Coding region: 1-1500 (499 amino acids)
Biological process (GO): spliceosomal complex assembly; protein deubiquitination; mRNA processing
Molecular function (GO): cysteine-type deubiquitinase activity; zinc ion binding
Source: RefSeq, a predicted model, not a curated record
AUGGAGAGGGGGCAUCGCCCUGGUGCUGUCAGGACCCUGUGCCCUCCUCUAACAUCUCCCCCACCCCUAGUGCGCUACGGCCGCUUCGACCCCGAGGACCAGCGGAGCCGCCACUGCCCCUACCUGGACACCAUCAAUAAGAGUGUCCUGGACUUCGACUUUGAGAAGCUCUGCUCCAUCUCCCUGUCCCACAUCAAUGUCUAUGCCUGCCUGGUCUGCGGGAAGUACUUCCAGGGCCGCGGGCUGAAGUCCCAUGCCUACAUCCACAGCGUGCAGCUGAGCCACCACGUGUUCCUCAACCUGCACACACUCAAGUUCUACUGCCUGCCUGACAACUACGAGAUCAUCGACUCCUCCCUCGAGGACAUCACGUACGUGCUCAAGCCCACCUUCACAGCCCAGCACAUCGCCCACCUGGACAAACAGGCCAAGCUGUCCCGGGCCUACGAUGGCACCACGUACCUGCCGGGCAUCGUGGGGCUCAACAACAUCAAGGCCAACGACUACGCCAAUGCCGUGCUGCAGGCCCUGUCCAACGUGCCCCCCCUGCGGAAUUACUUCCUGGAGGAGGAGAACUACCGGCGCAUCCAGCGCCCGCCCGGGGACAUCAUGUUCCUGCUGGUGCAGCGCUUCGGGGAGCUCAUGAGGAAGCUCUGGAACCCCAGGAACUUCAAGGCUCACGUGUCGCCCCACGAGAUGCUCCAGGCCGUGGUGCUCUGCAGCAAGAAGAACUUCCAGAUCACCAAGCAGGGGGACGGGGUGGAAUUCCUGUCCUGGUUCCUGAACGCUCUGCACGCGGCGCUGGGCGGCACCAAGAGGAAGAAGAAGACCAUCGUCACCGACGUGUUCCAGGGCUCCAUGCGCAUCUUCACCAAGAAACUGCCACACCCCGACCUGCCCGCGGAGGAGAAGGCGCAGCUGCUGCAGAACAGCGAGUACCAGGAGCGCAUGGUGGAGUCCACCUUCCUGUACCUGACCCUGGACCUGCCCACGGCCCCACUCUACAAGGACGAGAAGGAGCAGCUCAUCAUCCCUCAGGUGCCCCUGUUCAGCAUCCUGGCCAAGUUCAACGGCAGCACCGAGAAGGAGUACAAGACCUACAAGGAGAACUUCCUGAAGCGCUUCCAGCUGACCCGCCUGCCCCCCUACCUCAUCUUCUGCAUCAAACGCUUCACCAAGAACAACUUCUUCGUGGAGAAGAACCCCACCAUUGUCAACUUCCCCAUCACGAACGUGGACCUGCGGGAGUACCUGUCGGAGGAGGUGCAGGCGGCGCACGCUCACACCACCUACGACCUCAUCGCCAACAUCGUGCACGACGGGAAACCCUCGGAGGGCUCCUACCGCAUCCACGUCCUGCACCACGGCACAGGGAAGUGGUACGAGCUGCAGGACCUGCAGGUGACCGACAUCCUACCACAGAUGAUCACCCUGUCCGAGGCCUACAUCCAGAUCUGGAAACGGCGCGAGGAGGAUGAGACAAACCAACAAGGGGCCUGAGACCCCUGGGGACACCCAGAGACCCCCUUGGGAUCACUCCCAGUCCCUUGUGGAGAUGCAGAGACGCCUUUGAGGACAUCCAGAACCCCCCUGGAAGCAUCAACAACUGUCUCUGGGACACCCCAAGAUCCCCUUGGGGACACCCAGAGAGCCCCAGGGACACCCUGAGCCCCUUGGGGAAACCCUGAGCCCCUUGGGAACACCUAGGUCUCCUUGGGAUCACCCUUAACCCCUCUGGGGACACCCUCAAGCCUCCUGGUGUGUCUCUCCCCACCCCAAAUAAAUGCCACCCACUUAUUUUUGUAGCUCA